AUGAAUAUACCAUAUCACAACAUUAUCGAUCUAUUUAACAUAAAAAACUACGAGUAUUAUGAAAAGUACUACAACUAUGAAGAGGCCAAAAGAAACCACACAGCAUUUGUCAAUAAUGGAAAUAUAUGUUAUUGCAAUGCUUCACUACAACUAAUUUUGUCAAUUAAACCUCUUUGCAUAUAUAUAAUAAAAAAUUUCGACAAGUUCUACCUCAAGACACAAUCUAAAUAUAAAGGAGAUAUAAUUAAAACAGUGUAUGAACUGAUUCACGAAACUUAUAAUAUUGGAGAAACAAAGCAAAAUAAUGUAUUAUGUACAAAUAAACAUAUAAAUUUACUUAAAAAAAUUAAUAAAUAUAAUUUACAUUUGGAUAUUUUUUCACAAAAUGAUGCUCAUGAAUUUAUGCUACUAUUACUAAAUUAUAUUAACAUAGAAUGUAAUAGAUAUACAGAUAAUGAAAAAAAUGUGGAAAUAAUAUUGGACGAAAACGAUGGCAAAGAAUUGGCAGGUGAUAAAUACUGGGUAAAAUAUCUAUAUAAAGAAAAUAGUAUAAUAACGGAUUUGCUAGGAUUUCAAAAUAUUUCUACUAUUACGUGUUUUAAUUGUGAUCAUACACGAUACAGUUUUGAAUUUUGCUUGGAUUUGGGAUUAGAAUUUCCUGAUGAAAAUAUAAAAAGUACUACACUUAUAGAAUUAAUUAAAAAUAACAUAAAUAAAAGUGAUGACAUUUGCUCAUUAGAUUGUAAUAAUUGUAAACUAAAAAAAACAAGCAGAAUCAAAAAAGGGAUAUAUAGAAUGCCUAAUUUAUAUAUGAUAAUAUAUAUAAAAAGAUUUAAAUGGGUAUAUUACCAAAGUAAUAACUGUUAUAAUAAUAAAGUUAAAAAAAUAGAUACAAUUGUAUUACUACCCCAAGAUGGUAUCGUCGAUUUUACAAAUUUUAUACAACUUUCUAACCAUAAAUCUUUAUAUAAUGCUAAAUAUAUUAUUGAAAGUAUUAUAUGUCAUAGUGGAAAUAGUUACAAUGGCCAUUAUACAUCUAUAGUUAAGCAUUACGAUGGAUUUUACAAAUGCAACGACGAUAAAAUAUAUAAGUUAGAUACACCAUACGAUCCUAACAAUAUCAGUGAUAUAUAUUUGCUUUUGCUAAGGAGAUUACCCUAG
Molecule: messenger RNA, 1161 nt
Organism: Plasmodium vinckei vinckei
Lineage: Eukaryota; Apicomplexa; Aconoidasida; Haemosporida; Plasmodiidae
Product: ubiquitin specific protease, putative
Exons: 1
Coding region: 1-1161 (386 amino acids)
Biological process (GO): protein deubiquitination
Molecular function (GO): cysteine-type deubiquitinase activity
Source: RefSeq, a predicted model, not a curated record